Phytophthora sojae is the source of this 480-nucleotide messenger RNA. RefSeq lists its product as hypothetical. Lineage: Eukaryota; Oomycota; Peronosporomycetes; Peronosporales; Peronosporaceae. The record is from RefSeq and is a predicted model, not a curated record. Bases 1 to 480 code for a protein of 159 amino acids. The transcript has 2 exons.
AUGAGGUUCUUCUCUCCGGUCCUAACCGCAGUCGCUCUCGGCGUUGCUGCGCAAGACGAUUCACCAAUUGGCGCCAUAUUUAGCGAAGUCUUCGGCGGUCAAAACCAAGAUACCUUGUCCACGGACUCGGGCAUCGUGUCGGCUGGUGAAACCGUGCAUUCCAUCUCGAUCCGCACCGGCCAGGGCGUCAAUGGCGUCGGAAUCAACCUCACUGACUACUGGGGCAAGAAGGCCAACGGGGGCAAUGAGUUCGUCAAGUGCAUGGAGGCCCACUGGGGUGACAGCAACGGCAAAACCCGCAUCAGGUACAUCAAGCUCACCACCGAUACAGGCAAGUCUAUCUCUGGCGGCACCACCACGACCAAGACCGCAACCAUUUGUGCUCCAGACGGGUUCGAGCUGGGUGGCUUCAUUGGUUACGCGGGCGUUGGGCCCGACGCGGUGGGCGUGAUUUGGACCAACCUUCAGCCCAUCGACUAG